Molecule: messenger RNA, 438 nt
Organism: Prorocentrum cordatum
Lineage: Eukaryota; Dinophyceae; Prorocentrales; Prorocentraceae
Source: the annotation of a GenBank genome assembly
AUGCAUGUUACACUGUUCCCAACCAUCCUGUGGUGUUGGGUCCUCGUUUUGAAGAGACGGUGGUCCGCAUAUUCACAAUUGCGGUGCUCUCAACUGCAUAUGGUUGGGUCCUUCGUCAGGCUAAUUUUAUUGGCGAAGCUGUAUUCCGGACAGACGGGCGCAGUGUCAGGGGCGCAGCCUUUUCGAACCAAGCGGGGGGUCAAGCAAGGCGACGUCAUCAGCCCGAUGCUGUUUAAUGAUGGCUUGGAGCUUGCAAUGGGCAUAUGGAAACGUCGCAUUGGGCAAGCUGGCUUAUUCAUCGGAGACGGCGAGAAAUUCACGAAUCUACGGUAUGCUGAUGACAUCAUGUUGUACGCGAGUUUUGCCGAUGAGCUGGCCAUCGUGGUGGAGGCGCUGAUUGAGGAGCUCGAUGCAGUCGGAUUACAUUCGACAAUAUAG